This is a messenger RNA of Monoraphidium neglectum, 1677 nucleotides long. RefSeq lists its product as hypothetical. The transcript has a single exon. The annotation marks the transcript as partial. The record is from RefSeq and is a predicted model, not a curated record. Lineage: Eukaryota; Viridiplantae; Chlorophyta; Chlorophyceae; Sphaeropleales; Selenastraceae.
AUGGGGCUACAGCAGCGGCCGCAGGCGGCCGCAGGCGGCGCGCCCGUAAGCGCGUUUGCGCUCGAGGCCGGCGCCCAUGCGGCGUCCCCUGCUCGGCAGGGCCCGGGCGAGGCGAGGGCCAUGGCGGCCGUUCCAUCACUAGAGGAAGGCGAACUCAGGAGCGCGAGCUUGCUUGCCGGGCCACGCGGCCCAGGCGGUGACCUUGCAGCGCCCGCGACGUCGGCGCGAGGCGAUGCGGCGAGGGCGCCCGCCGAUGGUGGCGAUGUGGACGGUAUCAUCGAAGGCGCCCUGGCCGAUGUCGCGGCGGCCGCAGCUUCAGCUGAAGCUGCGGAAGCUGCCCGUGGCCCCCCUCAAGAUCAGCGCUCGGAGGGUGCAGCCACCGCGCCCGCCGCCCCAGCCAGCGGCAGCGGCGGCGAGGCCGGCGGGGGCGGUGCAUCCCAUGCAGCUCCCGCGAGCGGCGGCGCCGCGGCGGCGCCUGGGGCGGCGGCGGCGGCGGCGGCGCUGUUCCACCAGCCCAGCCUUGAAAUGGGGGAGGUGAGGGAUGGCGCCUCCAGUGAAGAGGAGGGCGCCGCCGCCCCCGCCGGCCCGGGGCCCAGCAGAGGCCUGGGGGACGAGGAGGGAGAGGCAGUGGGGCGGCCCCGCCGCCGCAGCCUGAGCCGCGGCGUCAGCAGGAGCAGGAGCAGGGGGCGCAGCAGGAGCAGGAGUCGGAGCAGGGAUGGCGGGGGCGGCCUCAGGCGGUAUUCUAGGGAUAGGAGCAGGGGCGGCAGCAGGAGUGCGAGCGGCAGCCGCGGCGGCGACCGGCAAUGGGCGCGGCGGCGCAGCAGCGAACGCAGCAGGAGCCGGAGCCGUGGCCGCGGGGGGUGGCGCAGCGGCGGCGGCGGCGGCGGGUACAGCCGCAGCGCCAGCCGCAGCCGCACGCGCAGCCGCGAGCGCGACUGGCGGGUUGAUCAUGAUCGCGGCCGCGGCCACGACAGGGGCGGCUGGGGCGACCGCCAGGCGCGCUCGUGGCGCCGCAGCCGCAGCCGCAGCCGCGACGGGGACGCCAGCCGCGAAGGCAGCCGGGGUCGCGCUUGGCGGCGGCGGGGGAGCCGCAGCCGGAGCCGGAGCCGCAGCCGCAGCCGCAGCAGGCGGCGCGCGCGCAGCGGGGAGCGCCGGGAGCGCGGCCGGGAGAGGGCGGACGAUCCCAGGUUCCAUUUGGGGCCCCGCAUGCCGCGAUCUGACAGUAUGCGGGAGCGCGACAGGGAGGGGCGGCAGCAUAGGGAGUCCUCUGAUAGGGACCGCGACCGCGGGCGCGAGCGCAGCCGCGGCGGUGCGGGCUGGGGUGACGACAGGGCCCCCACUGGCGGCGGCGGCGGCAGCCGGCCACGCCGCCGCAGCGCCAGCCGGAGCCGCAGCCGGAGCCGCAGCGGGGCACCAGUGGGGUCGGCCGCGGCGGCGCCGCCGGAGAGAGGGGGCGGGAAGCGCAGCGGCGGCGGCGGCGGGGGUGGCGGCGGCGGGAGCAAGCCGCGCUUCCGCAACCCUGUGUAUGUGAUCAACCCGCCGCCAAAGGACCCAAACAUUCGUUACUGGCGAGAGCGGGACGGGUUCAUUCACGACAGGCACGGCAACGUGUUUGACCCGGAGACAGGGGAGGUCAUCAAGGGCCCUGGCAAGGCGGCGGCGGAAGCCAGCCAGGCG